AUAUUUCUCUUAUUUUAAUUUUAAAUUGUUUAAAAUAAAAGAUUAAUUUAAGGUUAAGUUGUUAAUAUGCCAACAGCUGGCCCUUUCGGGCUUGGCUGCCCAACACGUCUCAAUGGGGCAACUUUUUCUCUCUUCUCUGUCUCCUCCACGUUCUGCUCCUCCUUUUUGUCGGCAACUUCACCGGCGAAUCUUUUCUGCUUAUUCCGGAAUCGGAGUUUCUUCAUCUUUUGCCCCCGCUUCUACCUCGAAUCCGAAAGUCGUCGUCACCAGAGAACGCGGCAAGAACGGCAAGCUCAUUGAUGCUGUGGCCAAACUUGGGAUAAACUGUUUAGAGCUUCCCUUAAUUCAGCACGCACAAGGGCCUGAUCUGGAUAGACUUGCCUCCGUUUUAAGUGGUGAGUUCUCAAAUUUCUUGGUUAGAUAAUU
Molecule: messenger RNA, 426 nt
Organism: Rubroshorea leprosula
Lineage: Eukaryota; Viridiplantae; Streptophyta; Magnoliopsida; Malvales; Dipterocarpaceae
Source: the annotation of a GenBank genome assembly